Molecule: messenger RNA, 837 nt
Organism: Anopheles maculipalpis
Lineage: Eukaryota; Metazoa; Arthropoda; Insecta; Diptera; Culicidae
Gene: pinta
Product: retinol-binding protein pinta
Exons: 4
Coding region: 1-837 (278 amino acids)
Cellular component (GO): membrane
Molecular function (GO): phosphatidylinositol bisphosphate binding
Source: RefSeq, a predicted model, not a curated record
AUGAAGAAGGAACAACCACCCACCGGAGAACCCGUGUUUGUAGGCAAUGGUGUAGAAGAAACGGCCGAACUUCGUACCACCAGCAUUGCUAUGGUGAAACAAUGGUUACUAGACGAGCGGCCCGAUCUUGAUAUCCCCGAGGAAUCGAAAUUGAUUUUGUACUUCCUUCGCACAACCAAGUACGACAUCGAUAAAGCGAAGCGGAAGCUAAUGACCUUUCUUAAAAACAGAGAAAAAUUAACGGAAUGGUUUAAGGAUCGUGACCCGUUUCGGCCGGAAAUACAGGAGCUGCUAGACAUUGGCGUGUUUUUACCGCUGCACGAGAAAGACUCACUUAACCGGCAGGUUGUGAUCAUCCGCACGUCAGCACACGAUCCGGAAAAGCACAAGCAGGACGAUGUGUUCAAGGUGGACAAGAUGAUAUUGGAUCUACUGAUGUACCUGGAUGAAACCGUUUCCAUACACGGUGUGGUGGCAAUAUUUGAUAUGCAGGGCGUUACGCUUGGACACGCACUGCAACUGACUCCGUCCAUGAUUAAGAAGUCGGUCGAAAGCUGGGAGAAUUAUCCCUGCAAACCGAAGCUACUAGAGUUCGUUAACGUACCUGUGCAUGUGAAUAUUGUGCUGAAUGUGUUUAGGAGUUUUAUGAGCGCAAAGAUGAGAGAACGAGUAACGAUCUCGCGCAAAGGCUCAUCGUUGGAGCAAUCGGUCACGUUGCCGCUGGAGCUUGGCGGUAAUGGGGAAAGUUACUAUGAGCUUUCCGAGUACUGGAAGCGAACGGUACAAGAAAAUGCAAGGUUUUACACGAAAAUGGAAGAGAACGUGUUCCAUUUAUGA